AUCUUUAGUGUGGGUUAAGAAUGGUAGGAAUAAUGUUAUUAUUAGCACACAUACUUAGUUUAGUUUAUAUGUAUAUAAUAUAAUAUGUUAGAUCCAAGAGACGGGAUUUAUACUUACACAGAUCCAGAUACAAAUGAUAUUCUAUUAGCAUCAAUAGAGGAUGGAGAAUCAGAAAUAUUUGUUAGAGCAUCAGAUCUUAAAGUGGGUGAUGGAUUUUUAGAAGUACAAUCGUUUGAAAUAUCCCAAGAUUCAGAAUAUUUAUUAUUACGUACAAAUGUGACAAACCAAUGGAGAUAUUCAACUCAUUCAAAUGUAUACAUUUAUAAAUUAGCAGAUAAAUCAUUAUUUCCUUUAAAUAAAUUCUCUACUAUUGAUCAAGUACCUGUUAUUUCAUAUGCUACAUGGAGUCCAACAGGUCACAAACUGGCAUAUGUGCUUGGCAAUGAAAUUUUUGUUACUGAUUUGGAAAACUUGACACGCAUUACAUUUGAUGGGUCAAAUACAAUCUUUAAUGGUGUACCAGAUUGGGUUUAUGAGGAAGAGGUCUUUGGUACAGAUUAUGCUAUGUGGUGGUCUCCUGAUUCAACUCAUCUUGCCUAUCUUAGAUUUAAUGAAACGGCUGUGCCUGAAUUUCAUUUACAAUAUUAUACCGCUACAAAUGAUAGUUAUCCCUCUGAAUUAACAAUUAAAUAUCCCAAGGCAGGAUCACCGAAUCCUUUAGUAACACUUCAUAUUCAUUCACUUAUAUCAGGAACUACAGUCAUGGUAACAAGCAACUCCACUUUAAAUGCUACAGUUCAAAUGAGCGACAAUUUUUUUGAACUUAAAGAUACAGAUCGUAUCAUAACGGAUGUUAUUUGGUCAACAGAGACCAAUACCCAUCUCCUAUUCAAACAAACAAAUCGUGUCCAAGAUAUAGAGAUUACAAAUCUUGUUACUCUUGGUACUUUUCUUCAGAAUGAAACUGUUGUAGAAACAAUUAGAACAUAUAAGCCAUCAGAUGGUGGUUGGAUUGAUCCUGCACAAACGAUGGUUUAUAUACCUGAUAAUGAUACAGCAAUUCCACAAUAUUUAGAUAUCAUUGAUAAUGGGAAUGGUUAUAUGCAUCUUGCUUUAUUAAAGGCAACCCUAGAUGCAAAUGACUCUCCCUUUUGGUUGACAUCAGGCGAUUGGGAAGUGAUUCCAAGUACGGUCGAAGUAGAUCAUGAACGACAAUUGAUUCAUUAUAUUUCGACAGAGCGUUCCUAUCUAGAACGUCAUCUCUAUAGAAUUGAUCUAAGGCAUCCAAAGGAUAGACUAUGUCUCACAUGUCCUGAUCAAGAGGAUGUACAUGCUUAUUUUACAGCCUCAUUUUCUCCUAAGCACGGAUAUUAUAUUUUACAGUACGAUGGACCCGACAUUCCAACUACAGUUGUGAAAAAAGUAGAUGAUGCUGCCUUUGAGGCUGUCUUACAAGAUAAUGAAGCCUUAAGGUCUUUAUUAUCCAAUUAUGAGUUGCCGCGUACUCGUAUGGUACCUGUCAAGAGUGGUGGUAUAGAUAUGAUGGCUAUGGAAGUUUUACCUCCUGAUUUCUCUGUUUCAAAGAAAUAUCCCGUCUUAUUUCAUGUCUAUGGUGGUCCCGGAUCUCAAUUAGCUUCUUAUCGAUUUGAAUUAUCUUGGAGUACCUUCCUUGCAAGUAAAUUAGGAUAUAUCAUUGUCACAGUAGAUGGAAGAGGAACGGGUUUUAAAGGAAGAAAAUAUAGAUCAGGAGUAAGAGGUAGAUUAGGUGAAUUAGAAACGAUUGAUCAAAUCAAUGCAGCAAGACAUUGGGCUACUUUAGAAUAUGUAGAUCCCUCUCGAAUUGCUAUUUGGGGAUGGUCUUAUGGUGGUUAUAUGGCAUCCAAAGUCAUAGAAGCCAACAGUGGUUUAUUUGUUGCUGGAAUGGCUGUUGCACCUGUUACGGAUUGGCGAUUCUAUGAUUCAAUUUAUACUGAAAGAUAUAUGCUAACACCAGAAUUAAAUCCUCAAGGUUAUGCUACUAGUGCAAUCAGUAACACAACUGGCUUUGAAAAUGUACGUUAUUUAUUGAUACAUGGUACAGGUGAUGAUAAUGUUCAUUUUCAAAAUACAGCUGUUUUGGUUGAUAAGCUAACACAAGCCAAUAAUCAUAAUUAUCGAGUCCAAUUCUUUACAGAUAACAAUCAUGCUAUUCGAUAUCAUAAUGCAAAUCAAAAUGUAUAUUACACAUUGUCAAAUUUCCUAUGGGAAAGUUUUGGAGGAGAAGAAUACUUGCAUGUUCGAAAAGAAUUAAACGGCCAUUUUUCAGGACCAUUACUUACAGGAGAACAUUAAAUAAUAAUGAUAAUAAAGU
Molecule: messenger RNA, 2350 nt
Organism: Cokeromyces recurvatus
Lineage: Eukaryota; Fungi; Mucoromycota; Mucoromycetes; Mucorales; Mucoraceae
Product: dipeptidyl peptidase IV N-terminal region-domain-containing protein
Exons: 10
Coding region: 85-2331 (748 amino acids)
Biological process (GO): proteolysis
Molecular function (GO): dipeptidyl-peptidase activity; serine-type endopeptidase activity
Source: RefSeq, a predicted model, not a curated record